AUGGAGAAGGGACAGAGGAGGCUGGGGGUGGACGACUGGCAUCGUGACAGGGACCAGUUUGAUGACAUAGAGCGUCACACCCAGUGGGGGCUGGAUCUGAUGGAGAAGUAUGUGAAGUUUGUGAAGGAGCGGACGGAGAUCGAGCAGGCCUACGCCAAGCAGCUCAGGAAUCUGGUGAAAAAGUAUCUUCCGAAACGGAACACAAGAGAAGAUCCAGAAUCCAAGUUCUGCCAGUACCAGGCCUUCCUGCAGGUGGUGAAGGAGCUCAAUGACUUUGCUGGGCAGAGGGAGGUGGUGGCGGAGAACCUGACGACGCAGAUCUGCGUGGAGCUCUCUAAGCAUGGCCAGGAGCUCAAGCAGGAGAGGAAAUCGCACUUCCAGGAGGGCCGGCGAGCCCAGCAGCAGCUAGAAAACUCCUUCAAGCAACUCGAAAACAGCAAACGGAAGUUCGAGCGGGACUGCAGGGAGGCGGAGAAAGCCAUGCUGGCGGCCGAGAAGCUCGACCAAGACCUCAAUGCCACCAAGGCGGACGUGGAGAAGGCGAAGCAGCAGGCCAAUCUGCGCAGUCACAUGGCGGAGGAGAGCAAGAACGAAUACGCCUCCUUCCUGCAGAAAUUCAACCGGGACCAGAGCCAGUUCUACUUCCUGGAGAUGCCGCAGAUCUUCAAUAAGCUGCAGGAGAUGGACGAAAGGCGAACGGUGCGGCUGAAGGAAGGCUACGGCGUCUUCUCCGAGACUGAGCGGCAGGUCAUGCCCAUCAUCGGCAAGUGCCUAGACGGCAUGAAGGCAGCGGCCGACUCAGUGAACGAGAAGAACGACUCCCAGGUGCUGAUCGAGUUACACAAGUCCGGCUUCGAGAGGCCGGGAGACGUGGACUUCGAAGACUUCAGCCAGCCUAUCAACCGCACCUCUUCGGACAGCAGCCUGGGGACGCCCCGGGGCACCCUGGAUGGCCGGCUGGACCCCCGCUUGCUGGGCAAGAACAAAGGGAAGCGCUGGCUCUUCAGCAAGAAGAAUAAGCUCCCGCCCCCUCCCCUCUCCCCAGUGAUCUCUGCCCCUCCUCCUUCCUCCUCGUCUGCCACCAACGGACCUCCAUCCCCCAAAUUCACCCGGGACCCUCUGUCUUACUGUCUGAAUGAGAUCAAUAAGACAGUCAAACCCCGCAUCGCCUCCUUCCGCAGCCUCAAACGGGGGCCUGUGAUCACGGAAGAUUUCAGCCACUUGCCGCCAGAGCAGAGGAGGAAAAAGCUGCAGCAGAAGAUCGAGGAGAGGAACCGGGAGCUGCAGAAGGAAAUCGACCAGAGAGAUGCCUUAAACAAGAUGAAGGACGUGUACCAGAAGACGCCCCAGAUGGGCGACCCCGCUAGCCUGGAGCCAAAGAUCUCUGAGACCCUAAGCAACAUCGAGAAGCUGCGCCUAGAAAUCCAGAAAUACGAGUCGUGGCUGGCCGAAGCCGAGAGCAGAAUGCUGAGUAACCGGCCGGACAACACCCUGAGAUACAGUCGCCACCUGGACCACACCACCACCCUGAACAACAACGGCUCCCACGAGAAGGGCAGCCCUGACGCCACCCACUCCGACGACAGCCAGGAUGCCCUGAACCAGCCGAUCUACACGGAGUUUGACGAGGACUUCGAGGAGGACCUGGCCUCGCCCAUCGGCACCUGUGUGGCCAUGUACCAGUUUGAAGGUUCCAGCGAAGGCACCAUCUCCAUGACGGAGGGAGAGGAGCUGAGCCUGAUGGAGGAGGACAAAGGCGACGGCUGGACGCGGGUGCGGAGGAGCAAAGGGGGCGAGGGCUACGUGCCAACAUCCUACCUGCGGGUCACCCUGAACUGA
Molecule: messenger RNA, 1839 nt
Organism: Emys orbicularis (European pond turtle)
Lineage: Eukaryota; Metazoa; Chordata; Testudines; Emydidae
Gene: TRIP10
Product: thyroid hormone receptor interactor 10
Exons: 15
Coding region: 1-1839 (612 amino acids)
Biological process (GO): signal transduction
Molecular function (GO): protein binding
Source: RefSeq, a predicted model, not a curated record